Astrephomene gubernaculifera is the source of this 1998-nucleotide messenger RNA. The record is from the annotation of a GenBank genome assembly. Lineage: Eukaryota; Viridiplantae; Chlorophyta; Chlorophyceae; Chlamydomonadales; Astrephomenaceae.
GGCGGCGGCAGUGAGGAGGAGCUGGAGGCGGCGCUGGACCGAGCUAUCAUGCUGUUCCGCUUCAUCCAGGGCAAGGACGUGUUCGAGGCCUUCUACAAAAAGGACCUGGCCAAGCGGCUGCUGCUGGGGCGCAGCGCGAGCGUGGACGCGGAGAAGGCCAUGAUCUCCAAGCUCAAGGUGGAGUGCGGCAGCCAGUUCACGGCCAAGCUGGAGGGCAUGUUCAAGGACUGCGAGCUGAGCGACGACGUCAUGGCGGCCUUCCGCGCCUCGCCCGCCGCUGCGGGGCUGCCGGCGGGGGUGGACGUGACGGUGUCGGUGCUCACCUCGGGCUACUGGCCCACCUACCCCGCCGUGGAGGUCAAGCUGCCGGAGGCGCUGGACCGCGCCUCCGCCGUGUUCCGCGACUUCUACCACUCCAAGUACUCGGGUCGGCGGCUGGUGUUCCAGCACAGCCUGGGCUCCUGCGUGCUGCGAGCCGCCUUCCCGCGGGGCCUGAAGGAGCUGUCGGUCAGCACCUUCCAGGCCGCGGUGCUGAUGCUGUUCAACGACUCGGACACGCUGUCGUACGCCGACAUUGCCUCGGCGUGCGGCCUAGAGGAGAAGGAGCUCAAACGCACGCUGCAGAGCCUCGCGUGCGGCAAGGUGCGGGUGCUGACCAAGGAGCCCAAGGGGCGCGACGUGUCCAACACCGACUCCUUCUCCUUCAACGCCGCCUUCACGGAGAAGCUCUUCCGCAUCAAGAUCAACUCCAUUCAGAUGAAGGAGACGGAGGAGGAGAACAAGAAGACAAACGAGCAGGUGCUCCAAGACCGUCAGUACCAGAUCGACGCUGCGCUGGUUCGCAUCAUGAAGACCCGCAAGACGCUGAGCCACAAGCUGCUGGUGGCGGAGGCGCUGCUGCAGCUCAAGUUCCCGCUCAAGGCGGCGGACCUCAAGAAGCGCAUCGAGUCGCUCAUAGACCGGGAGUACUUGGCGAGAGACCCCAGCGAUGCGAAUGUGUACAACUACUUGGCGUGAGCGCCGGCGGUUGCGGUGCAAGAGAGGCGCGACUAGUUAGCGGUAGCUUGGGAGGUCCCAAGGUCAGGAAGAGGCCAGCGGGUCAGCUCAUUACAUCGGCUGUAAAUAUAGGUUGGCGUUCCAAGCCCGUUCGUUCUUGUACUCGUGGCAGCGGCAAGUGCAGGGUGGUAUAUCUUUUGAGGUUGGCAGCGUUUUGAAGGAGGGCUAGUGCCAUGCAGGUGUGAAGGCUGAAGAGGGUUAGGGGGCCGGUGUCCCACGCGCGAAGAUUGAGAAAGGCGAACUAGGGUAGAGAGUGCAUUCUCAGCUGUAGCAGCUGUGGCAUGCUGCGCACGGAGUCCUACGGUGCUUCUAGUGCCAUGUACUAUGGUUAUUAGGUAAUUCCGGUACUGGUCAGCGUUGAGGACAGUUUGUAGUUGAUGUUGCCGUAGACGUACUGCAGUACGAACUGUCGUUGCAGCUUGCAGGGGAGGUGAGAAGGGUACCUUGUGUGUUAGUACAAGCAUACUAUGUGUGGUAGGUAGACAGCGAUGCUGCAAUAGGCGUAGUACAUCGCAAAGCAGCCAGCCUGCGGUAGUUUGGACUAAACUUGCAACAUCAUGAAAUGAAGCUUUAACACUCGAUCAGCAGCAAUACGUGUCUUUGUUGCUCACAUAGCCAUGGCAGGCGAGACAUCGACAACGAGCCGGGCAGAACAUGUUAGCUGGGUCGUUGUCCUCGGGGACUUCGGCAGGAGCCCACGCAUGCAGUACCAUACACUGUCGUUGUCUAAACAACCUUCCACGGAUGUCCACGUGAUUGCAUAUGGCGGAUCAACCCCUUUGCCGGAGUUGGGGUCUGCGCGCAACGUCCACAUCCACAACGUCCCUGAGCCCCCAGCGCUUCUACGGCGUUUGCCUCGUUUGCUGUUUCUUGUGUUAAAGGUUUUACACCAGCUGUGGUGGCUGCUAUGGAUGAUGCUGGCGAGGUUGCCAUCGCCGGACC